This is a messenger RNA of Opisthorchis viverrini, 1192 nucleotides long. RefSeq lists its product as hypothetical. Bases 27 to 938 code for a protein of 303 amino acids. NCBI's taxonomy places the organism in Eukaryota, Metazoa, Platyhelminthes, Trematoda, Opisthorchiida, Opisthorchiidae. The record is from RefSeq and is a predicted model, not a curated record. The transcript has 9 exons. Gene Ontology annotation, molecular function: calmodulin binding.
ACAUAGUAACCGCGGUAAUUUAAGCGAUGGCCGUACCGUUUUCAAAUACAAAGCUACGCGUGCCUUUAGGGUUUCCAAGUCUUCUAGAAGGGUUGUCAAGGGAAGUAUUGCGCCAUCAACCGAAAGAUAUUUUCGGUUUCGCAGAAAAGUAUUUUGAGGGACUUUUGAGAAAGCGGGAAGAAACUGGGACGGAAGACAUUGCUCAGCUGACAUCUCGACUUUAUGAUAGGUACUACAACAAUCAGGCAUAUUGUCGUCUUCAUUUGAGUUCGUCAGAUGCGGAGCAGAAAAAAGCUGCAGUAACCAUCCAAACUGAAUAUCGCCGACAUCACGCACAACUUCAAACGGAGGAAGUACGCAAAGAGGUAGCAGCUGUACAAAUUCAAUCCUGUUAUCGCGGCUAUCGCACAAGAAAAGCUUUGAAAAUUGGAGAUUCUGGACAGCAAACGUGGGCCGACGCAGGCGAAUAUCCACGUGAGUGCAAGAGAGCAGAUAACUUCAUUUCCGACGAAGAGGCCUCACCAGAGGCAAGUAUACAGACACAGUCGGAAGAUUAUACUCUCGAAAAAUCCUAUCAAGACCAAAGUCCAGGAACCGAAAGAAGUGAUUAUAUCCCUGCCUCACUAACUGAGGAACCGGAGGCAAAUCUGACCCAAGUAAAUACCACAGAAGAAGCAUCGAAAUCCCAGGUUUCUCCAUUCACAGACCAAAAGAAUUCCACAGAAAUGUCCUCAGAAGUUGACAUCAAUUUGGAAGAUCCUGAAGUUGAAAAGGCUGCACUGAAAAUUCAAGCCCACUACAAAGGCUUUAAAAGUUGUAAAAAACAGACUGCGUCGGACCCCAGUUCUGAAGCAAAAGUUCAGAAACCUGCUAGCUUGGAAUCAAACGAUCUUUUCGGUUCUGGCACACAGUUCCUCCCACAAUCGAUAUUCUUUUGACUCCAUUUUAAGCAUACAUGUCCGUCUCGUUUCCAAAGUCAUUUAUUAUUUUGUGUACGUCUAUUCACACUGAACUUCAUCUGAAAAUGUUUUCAACUCACUGGGUAACUUAACUACUGCAUUGUUUCCAGACAAACGCAUCUCAUCUAUUGAUAUUGCUGCCUCGACUACCAGCAUUAUUUUGCUCUGCAUUUGUAGUAUAACCUCUUUAUGUGUCAGUCUAUAGUAUUAGAAAGGAUUUAGUCUCGUGUCAA